AUGGCACAUCAGGCAGAAGACAAGUCCUAUGACGUUAUCAUUAUCGGCGCUGGCAUCUCCGGUAUCAACGCAGCAUACCGCCUCCAAACAGAAGGUCCAGCAAACCUCACCUACGCCAUUCUCGAAUCUCGCGAUAGUAUCGGCGGCACUUGGGAUCUGUUCAAGUACCCUGGCAUCCGAUCAGACUCUGACAUCUUCACCUUUGGCUUCUCAUGGAGUCCAUGGAAGCACAAGGAGUCGUUGGCGCCUGGCGAUAAGAUCAAAGACUACAUGAUCGAAUCAGCUCGCUCAACUGGCAUUGAUCAUCAUAUCUGUUACAAUCAUUCUGUUAAAGAGGCCAAUUGGUCUUCUGAAGAGAAGAAAUGGAAUCUUCAGGUUUUUCGGAAUGGCGAUGAGAAGCCUGUCACUUUCCAAGCGAGGUUUAUGCUUCUUGGGACGGGGUACUACGACUAUCAGACACCAUUGCAGACUGUCAUUCCUGGACUUGAGAGGUUCCAAGGCAAAGUCAUACACCCCCAGUUCUGGCCUGAAGAUUAUGACUACACCAACAAGGAAGUAGUCAUCAUCGGAAGCGGCGCCACAGCCAUCACCAUCGUCCCCUCCAUGGCCGACAAAGCCAAACGCGUCACAAUGCUCCAGCGAAGUCCAGGCUAUAUCUUUCCCGUCCCGUCAACCAGUUUCUUCACGCGUCUUCUCUUCACCAUCCUCCCCGCCAGUCUCGCGCUAUUCAUCAACCGCCUCUUAUGGCUCGUCAGAACAUACGUCACCAACGCCUUCUGCAAGUCCUGUCCUGGCUUAGCCAAGAGGAUCAUCAAGAAUGUCACCGUCAAGCAACUUCCUCCUGAUGUUAGCUGGGAUCCUCACUUCAAACCGCGGUAUAAUCCCUGGGAACAACGUCUAUGUGCUUGUCUGAACGGCGACUUCUUUUCUGCGCUGCGGUCUGGUAAGGCUGAUGUCGUCACGGACAAGAUCAAGACGGUUACCGAGAAGACCAUAGAGCUUGAGUCCGGAGCAACGCUCCAUCCUGAUCUUAUCGUCACAGCUACCGGUCUCAAGCUUCGCUUCGGCGGCGGUAUCAAGUUCAGCGUCGAUGGCAAUGCUAUCAACGUAGCAGAGAAGUACGCCUGGAAGUCCGCCAUGCUGCAAGAUGUGCCCAACCUAGUCUUCGUCUUUGGUUACGAGAACGCAUCUUGGACUUUAGGUGCGGAUGUCAGUGCUCGACUGUUCGUACGCGUUCUGCAGAAGAUGGAGGAGAAGAAGGCAGUUGCUGUUGUGCCGAAGUUGACUUCGUCGGAGAGUAUGCCUGUCAAGCAAGUCAUGAGUCUUUCUUCGACAUACCUGAAGAAUCUCAGUUCUGUGUUUCCUAAGGGAGGUACGGGUCCUUGGAGUCCCAAGAGCCACUACUUUUCUGAUAUGGCGGGAGCGAGAUGGGGGGAUAUUGCCACAGACUUGGAAUAUAUUUCAUGA
Messenger RNA from Fusarium coffeatum, 1467 nucleotides. RefSeq lists its product as uncharacterized. Bases 1 to 1467 code for a protein of 488 amino acids. The transcript has a single exon. NCBI's taxonomy places the organism in Eukaryota, Fungi, Ascomycota, Sordariomycetes, Hypocreales, Nectriaceae. Gene Ontology annotation, molecular function: N,N-dimethylaniline monooxygenase activity; flavin adenine dinucleotide binding; NADP binding. The record is from RefSeq and is a predicted model, not a curated record.